CUGGAUAAUCACAGAUGCUGUGUCUUGUCUUCAUGAAGUGAUGUCGUUGCCUACGGCGCUGCUCUUUUCUACCCCAGGGUAUCUCCCAACCACCCUGCCAAGGAGAGAGAUGACCGCGAUGGCUCAGCAGUACCCAGCGUGGGUCUUCAUCAAUGAGAGGACGCUCAUAACCAGGGAGCAACUUAAUUCUUUAUUGAAGACCUAUAACAUUUUUUAUGAGAGCCAGAAAAAUCUGCAUAUUUUAUAUGAUCAGACUGAAGAUGGCAAGCUAAUUGUUGAAGGAAUGUUGGACAUUUUCUGGGGAGUAAAGCGACCUAUACAGCUGAGAAUACAAGACCAGAAGCCAAUCCCUGCCUUCACUACUCUGAAGUCACCAGACUUCUUUUCCAGCAAAGGGAGAAUGACACGCUGGGGGGAGUUUGAUGAUCUUUAUCAUAUUGGUGAGCUGGACAGAGCCCAGAUUCCAGAGUCUGAAACAAAAAAUUCCCAAGAAGACUAUUUAUCUUAUCACGGCAGCACUCUGAAGCCACAUGCAAGUGACGAGCCAGGGUCCCCGCUGCUCUACAGAACCAUGAGUGAGGCCACACUGGUGAGAAAAAGGAUGAAGUCUCCAGUGAUGGACAGAAAGGACAGACAGAACCACAGGGCCUCUAUUAAUGGACACUUCUACAACCACGAAACAUCAAUUUUUACUCCCUCCUUUGGAUCAGAAACUAAGGUCAGAAUAAACAGUAACAUGAGAACUGAAGAAGUGAUAAAGCAGCUUCUCCAAAAAUUCAAGAUUGAAAACAGUCCCCAGGAUUUUGCUCUUUACCUUAUUUUUGCAACGGGAGAACAGAGACGGCUAAAAAGGACAGACAUCCCACUGCUGCAGAGGCUCCUGCAGGGACCAUCCAAAAACAACGCCCGCAUUUUCCUCAUGGAUAAAGAUGCAGAAGAAAUUAGCAGCGACGUGGCUCAGUAUAUUAACUUUCAUUUUUCCCUCUUGGAAUCCAUUCUUCAAAGAUUAAAUGAAGAAGAGAAAAGAGAGAUUCAAAGAACAGUAACAAAGUUCAAUACAGAAAAGGCUGUUAUACUGAAAUGUCUUCAGAGCAAACAGGCAGUGAAAACAGAAACUACAGUGUAGCAGUCAGGUUGCUAUGGCCACAACACUUCAACAGAGUUAGAUGUUACUGUGUGAUCAGUGCAUCAAUUCUGUACUUGCAUUCAUACAAAUAUUUAUGAACUUGGAUUGUAGAAAAUUGAAUGUCAGAAAAGCUUGUUUCUCUUGAAGUGCUGAGGCUAACUAGGGCUCACAGUUGGACUAAAAUGAGCUUGAAUUUAGUUUCAGUAACUGAAAUAAGCCUGGAUACUGUGUAUUCCAAAUUUCUUUUAUCAUAAAACAUGUAACGAACUCAAAUAUAAACGGUGUCUUCAAACACAUAGAUUAAAUAUCUUCUUUUCACUUGAACUCUCAAGAGAAUUGAAACAUCAUCACCGGACUGAGAAAUUACUCAGAAGUAAAAGUUGCAAGUUCUUGAAAUAAAGAAGUGCAUUUUUACACUGUCAAGGAAUCUGGUGGUGACAGUGUUUCACAACCCCUUGAAAGCUCUGUCAUUUUCACAACAUCGAGGGCUAUCUUUAUGUGGGUAGGUGACUCCUGGCUGUCUGUAAUAUCAGAGCUACCUGUCUGUUGGGGAGGAAAAGAUUAAGAACUCUUAAAAAUUCCAAUUGCAUUUUCUCAACCUGGGUCCUUCUUUUUGUUUCUUUCUCUUUUCUAUUUAUGACUUCCCGAACUAUUCUUCAGAUUUUUCAAAAUAGUUGAACUCUUUUUCUUUUUUUAUUUUUCCAAACAACCACAGAUAGUUAAUACGCUGCAUCAGCUAAAACAAAACUUGGUCCACAAAUCCCUAUUUGUUGCUAAAUGAAUACAGUGGAUAAAGCAAAGCUGUUGUAGCUGAAGCCAGGCAGAGAAUCUGGAGCCUGACCUUCCUGGCACCUUUCUUAUCCUACGAGACAUCUCCCCAGGUCUUUAGAGGGUCUGCUUAACCCAUUUGGAAAGAAUGCUGAGAAUGAAGAAAUGCCACAAGUAUUGUCUAUGAUUUUAUUAUGAAAUCUCUAUUAAAAUGGAGUUUUAUGUAGCAUUCUUCCAUUCUCUAAACGAAUUAUAUUUGCAUUCCUAAUAAGCGUUUUAUUAAAUUAAGU
Nycticebus coucang (slow loris) is the source of this 2184-nucleotide messenger RNA. RefSeq names its product Ras association domain family member 6 (gene RASSF6). Gene Ontology annotation, biological process: signal transduction. The record is from RefSeq and is a predicted model, not a curated record. The coding region runs from base 41 to 1126 and encodes 361 amino acids. The transcript is spliced from 11 exons. NCBI's taxonomy places the organism in Eukaryota, Metazoa, Chordata, Mammalia, Primates, Lorisidae.